Molecule: messenger RNA, 2064 nt
Organism: Episyrphus balteatus (marmalade hoverfly)
Lineage: Eukaryota; Metazoa; Arthropoda; Insecta; Diptera; Syrphidae
Exons: 6
Coding region: 283-2064 (593 amino acids)
Source: RefSeq, a predicted model, not a curated record
UCUUUUGCAUUGUCGAUAUUUUUUUUAAUUCAAAACGAAACCUCAUCAACUUGAAUAAAUCUUGUACCUAUUUUAAGUCGUAUAUACUCGUAUAUACUUUACCUACCUACCACUUGUAUGGGUUUAUUUUCAAGGGGUGUCUUUUUAAAGCAACAAUAUUUGUUGGCGCCUUUUUAAUCUUCUUUUCAUUUUUUCUUUUCUCUUCCUCAACUAACACGAAAACACACUGGUGUGUUGGUUUUUAUAUUUUUUGUGUGUAUAUAUUCCUCUCUCUUUGAUUUAAUGAGAUAUCUGUUCCUAGUAACAAGACAUCUGUUUUAUUGCUUGCUCUCCGUUCUCCGCUCAUUCCGCCGAUGUGUCUUUCACAGUUCGGUUCUGUGCAAAGUUCGUGUGUUGUGUGUAUUCUGUUUGGAUGAUUUCGUAAAUUUAACAAGAAACAAAGAAUAUAAUAAUCAAUUUAAAAUGUUUAGUAAUUUAAAUGAUGUGACAUCUGAUUCUGUUGAUGUUAUUAAAGAAGAAGUGAGAGAAUUAGAUGAGAUUUGUUUCGAAAAUGAUUUAAGAGAUCUCAUUUGUCGACAAUUUGGUUUAAGUGAAGAAAUUUAUUUGCGGCUUAUUGAAUGCCGAAUAGAUAUUGAAAGUCUAUUGUUUAUAAAAGAUGAUGACAUAAAGGAAUUAUUCCCCACCAAUAUGCUUGGACUACGAAUUAAAUUCCGAACAAGUUUGUCCCAAUGGCAGCAACAACACAUGGGUCAAAAAAUCAGUCCACCAAAAAGAGCACCCAUCAGAGUUAUUUCUCCAACUCCAAGAAUUUCUAGAGUAAUAUCAUCAUCACCUGCCAGAAUGUCUGUUCCAACUCAAAGAAGAAGUGUCGAUCAAUCGCAGUUGUAUGUUCUUCUUCAAUCUUCUGUAAAAGGUCAAACUAUAUUAAAUCAUUACGAAAAACAUUCGAAAUUAUUGGAUGAACAUCGAGUUGCUUUAGUUAGUGUUAUUGUGGAUUACCAUGUAGAUAGAGGAAUGGCCAUGUCUAUGAGUGAUAUAGUUCGAUAUACCGAAGAAAUUGGAAUUGUAUUUCCAACAGAAGAAAAGAGAUACUACUAUAGCACUCGAGGAAAAGGACUUAAUCCAAUGGGAAAGCUUUACGACAAAGCAAUUAAUGCUCGUAGAAAAGUCAAGAGACCUUGGCAAUCAGAAGAAGCCCCAAGUCCCAAAACUAGAAAUUCUGAAAUUGACAUCGUGGUUGCAAGUGCUGAUGAACUAGCAAAAAAGUCUUGGCUUUCUCAGAACAUGAAACCAUGGGAUGAAGUUUUAAACAAAUGGAGAAAAACUUUCAGAGUUAGAAGAACUGAUAUUUUGAAGGGGGAAGAUGUUUUGGAAAACUGGCCUCUUUUCAAAAAUCCAAUAGGUUACAACUUGAUUGAUGUUGAUUUUGUUGAACUAUAUCCGGAUAGUCCGAAAGAUAUCUUGGAGGAAUGGCAAUUUUUUAGAGAACAUAUCGUACCAUAUCUUAAAGAGAAGAUCAAGGAUCCUGAUUCAAAGGAAUUGAUGGAAAAUUUAAAUAACGAACUUUCAACAGAUUCAAAAGAUUGUUUAAUAGUUCUUCUUCUAAAUGCUGUUAUAAAACCACCAUUAUUAUCAUCAAAACUACUAAAUCCCAAUGGUUCUGGAGAUAAAAGACGAAAAUGGAAACCAUCCAUUUCGGAUGCACAAAAUGCCACAGUAAUGCACUGCGUUGACAUGGCGGAUUAUCAGAUAAAAUGCGAACAAGUAAAGUUAGAAGCAUCUGAAAAAAACAAAACUCUACAACCAUUGAUAGUGGUAGUAGGCGAAGAACUCACAAAUCUUGAAAGUUUUUACGUUCUUUACGAUUGCAUUGUUUAUAAAACUAAUUCUUUUAUUAAAUCUCUUGAUAUUUUAAUUAAAUUAUAUUAUGUUAUGAACAUGGAUUUUCGUUUAGAAGCUAAAUAUUUUUAUGAACUUAUUGAAAGUUAUUUUUUAAAAAUUAAAAUUUCAUCGAACCCAAAUAUUAUAAGUUUGACUAAUUACUUAAAUGAUAAUAAAAAUUGA